ACAUGCCAACCGUACACGUGUCCCUAUGUACAGUGGGUUGCAACAUCGGCAGCACCCUCCUCAAUGAAGGUUAACUCCGUGUAGUAAUGGUAAAUCCAUCUUUAUUAAUUUGUGGAAAAUUGGAGCCAUUCUUAAUUUGGAAGAUUUUGGGAAUCGGCGCUUAAUUAAGAUUCGGGUUGUUUUUAAGCCUACCUGCUUGCUUCCAUGAAUUUGAUGUUGAAGGCGAACCCUAACCCUAACCCUAAAGAUGACGCUAAAAAGACCCGAACUGUCGAUCUUGGAAACGGAAGCAGUGUAAUUUACGUUCCCAGGUUUUUAGCAUAUGAUGUCGCCUGGGAAUUCUUCAAUUACCUCGACAAUCACAUCCCUUGGACCAGACCCACCCUUCGCGUCUUUGGCCGAUCUUGCACUCAGCCUAGAGACACAUGUUAUGUUGCAAGUGCAGGGUUGCCGGACUUGAUUUACAGUGGAUAUCAGCCUCAUGCUUAUUCUUGGGAUGAUUUCCCCCCACUUAAGGACAUUUUGGAUGCGGUCCAUAAAAUGCUUCCUGGCAGUACAUUUAACAGCUUGCUUUUAAAUCGGUAUAAAGGGGGUAACGACUAUGUAGGUUGGCAUAGUGAUGACGAGAAGCUCUAUGGAUCAACCCCGGAAAUUGCUUCUGUUUCCUUUGGAUGCGAACGGGAUUUUAUCCUGAAGAAGAAAAGUGGCAAAUCAUCCCAAGAGAGAAGAUCUGAUGACAAACCUCCAUUGAAGAGGUCCAGGAAGAGCAGCCAAGAUGAUCAACACUCGUUCAUGCUCAAGCACGGAUCUCUGUUGGUAAUGAGAGGGAACACUCAGCGUGACUGGUUACACUCUGUGCCUAAGCGUGCAAAGGUGGAGACGACUCGAAUUAAUCUCACCUUUAGGCUUGUUCUGCAGGAGUGAAUAUGUAUGUAUUGGUUAGCACUGGAUUUUGGUUUGGAAGGUCUGUAUGGCCGUGUUGUUGGAUCUUAGAUCCCAAUUUUGUGUACAUCCAAGCAUGAUGAUGCAUCGAUAAUGGAUGUAGCUGUCUUAGCUUAGCUAUGCAUUUGUUGCAAGUAAGCUAGCUUGAAUAUAGUUUUACUGUAUUUAUCAAUCUAUGGAAUAUCAAUAUUUAAGGGAUAAAUUCUCAAAGCUGUAAGCUAUUUUGUAUAUUAAAUUAAAAUUUGUGUAA
Molecule: messenger RNA, 1192 nt
Organism: Gossypium raimondii (Peruvian cotton)
Lineage: Eukaryota; Viridiplantae; Streptophyta; Magnoliopsida; Malvales; Malvaceae
Product: DNA oxidative demethylase ALKBH2
Exons: 5
Coding region: 205-924 (239 amino acids)
Biological process (GO): DNA repair
Source: RefSeq, a predicted model, not a curated record